This is a messenger RNA of Cloeon dipterum, 1232 nucleotides long. RefSeq lists its product as uncharacterized. The record is from RefSeq and is a predicted model, not a curated record. Bases 529 to 903 code for a protein of 124 amino acids. The transcript has 3 exons. Lineage: Eukaryota; Metazoa; Arthropoda; Insecta; Ephemeroptera; Baetidae.
CUCUUGAAUUAAUUUCUCGCACUAAUAAUAUAUUCCAUUUUUCUGUGAUAUCACCCAAUUGCUCUAAAGGCGGACGUUGUGCUCCAGCUACACUCAUUGAGUGUCCAUGUACGGUAGCUCCGUGUUUAUUUACCACCUGUCAUCCUGGAGAGAGCGAGAGCGAGCAAGAUUGUUAUUACGCUUCCCGGGAAUUACAUUGCUCAUAAUAUAUAUUUUUCUUUUUCCUGUGGGGACCGUGCAGAAAGCCAGUGAUUUGAAUGAACGCUGGCUAGCCCAGUGAGUGAGUAGCUAGUGAGUAACGGUCCUGACGCGGAGGAAGAGGUACGAUGUAGGCCACGUUGCUUUUUCACCAGCCAGGUGGCUGGUCUGCGUCUGACAUCGCGCAGUCCAAGUCUCACAGCGGCCGCGAGAGCAUCUUCCACAGCUUGCGUAACAGAAAAGCUGCUCGGACUAUAUUAUGCACGCAGCUCGCGCCGACUUCUAAAAUCAAUCGUUCUCAAGACCAGCGGCAGCUCAGAUUUUUUCUCAAUGAUGGCACCUCGAGUGAGCAUUUCGUCUGCCAGGUUGAUGCGGGGCGUGUUGACGCUGCUCUGCUUGGUUGCGUUCUGCUACUCAUUAGAGGAUGACUAUGACGAUUAUUAUAGCUACGGAAAGAAGGAGAGCAAGAAGCGUCCAUCCACUGCUCUCUUUGCCAGUGCGAAAGAGACGUCAAUGGGGAACUUUGUCCGCCUGGUGGCUAUGCGUCUAGUCUUCAGUCUUGCAUACAUGGUGGGCCUUGGUGACUGGGCCUCGGGCAUCUUCAACGGUGCCCUCGCUCCCCCAGGCUCUGACUAUGAUGAUUAUGGAGACUACCGGGACGACGGCAAUGACGACGAUGACUAUGGAGGAGCAUUUGAUUUCUAGUAACGUGUCACCGAAAACCAACAGUUUUUUUACAGUGAACCGCGUGUGCCCUACACCGCUGAAUACAUAUAGUGUGCAAAAAUGACUCUUUGCUGUUACCAAAACGAAUAUUCAUAUUAAUUUAUUUAUUGCCUCUGUGCUUCUCACUAGUUAUUUAUCUCUUCAUUUUAAUUUAUUCUCUUAAGUCCCAAGAAAAUAGUGAUUACAGUCUUAAUUGAAACAAAUACGCCAAUGAUAUGUGACCAUAGCAACUAUUUAAAUAGAAAAAGUUAAUUAAUAAUGUUUUUGCUAAAAGGAACUCAAUUUAAAUAAAUGACAUUAUAAAUGAG